AUGGCAUCAAUAGCAGAACGUGCUCAGGAGAUUUGGCCUGAUCUUCCCAAAACUCCCAUUACGCUGGGCGAUUCCACUCGGGAGCUUUACAACCGGGCUAUCAAUGAACCAACAUCCCUGACUGAUGAAGAACGAAGAAUUAUCACCCGCCGCUCGACAGGCCCUGAAGAAGACCAGCUAUGUCGAGAUGCCUGCGGAAUGACGUUCUCGGAAUUGGCCAGAAAAUGUAUCGACCAGAAAGACAAUGUUCAAUACCAGGAAGCGGAAAUACUCUUGACAGGACCCGCUCCUUUGCAGACUGCACAUGGACUAAACUUCUCAGCACGCCUAGGUGAGGUCGACCGCGAACUAUGGAGAAAUGCAUAUAACGCUGCUUGGAGUGAAGAUAUGAAAACUGCCCGAGCAUUGGCUCGGAAAUUACGAAACCAGUCAAAGCCGAUUACUCUGCAGCAAGAAAAUCCUACAAUUCUGACGAUUGGAGGAACAUUGCAUACGCGAUGA
Molecule: messenger RNA, 501 nt
Organism: Penicillium cosmopolitanum
Lineage: Eukaryota; Fungi; Ascomycota; Eurotiomycetes; Eurotiales; Aspergillaceae
Exons: 1
Coding region: 1-501 (166 amino acids)
Source: RefSeq, a predicted model, not a curated record